AUGAAGGUCAGGAGGUCAAUUCUUCCUACAAUCAUCGUUUUAUCGGAUGUAACUGGGAACUACCCCAUCACUGGUGGAAUAGCAUAUCUCGUGGAAGGAGUUGAUCGCGAGUUCAGGUGCAUGGUGCCCGAAAUAGACCCAGGGGCCUCAUUUAUUUGGACGGUGGGAAGUCAGGUGAUCGGUCCAGAUUACAACACAAAUGUUACUGAUGCCAAUGAGUUGUUUAACAGUACAAGUGUCAUAACCAUAUCGGCAACAGGGUAUAACCACGGUGAAUUGCUGAAAUGUAAAGCUUGGAAUGUGCUCAACCAACCUAGCACCAGUGUCAGCGUGUUGUUGGAUGUCAAAGUUCCACCAAAGGUGUCCUCCAUGACCAUGUAUGACUCAAGUGGAGCAAGAAUACAUACCAUCACCAAAGUGAAACGCAUCACCCCGCAAACAUUCACAUGCGAGGUACAGGGUACAAGACCAGCCGCAACCAUCGAGUGGUUUCUUGACGGCGAGUCGCAGCGCACUGCUAGUGCUCCCUCUGGAGGAGGUGAUGGAUUAGUCAACACGACCGACACGUGGUCAUUCACUCUAGGAAGGGUCAAUCACAGUCAGCAGGUGAAGUGUGUGGCAAGUACGGCAGAGUCACGACGACCGUUUCCCUUUGUAGCCGUGACCCUAGAUGUCCUGGUUCCUCCGGAAACCAUCCUCCUGUUCGACUCGACAACAAACGACACAUCCUCGAGUGAAGUUUCUUACGUGGUGGCUGGUGUUGGCCACCAGUUUACCUGUGAAGUCCCACACAUUAAUCCAGGUGUUUCUUUCCUGUGGACACUGGGUGGGCAGGAGGUCACACCAGAUCGAAACAUUCAUAUUACCGGUGAAGAUGGACUGACCACGAGUACAAGUAUUACUACUGUUACCACCACUGAAAGCAACCACGGUGACACGCUGCAGUGCCGUGCUUCGAAUGAAGAUGGCAAUCCAGGAAUUGCAGUUACCGUUACUAUCGACGUCAAAGUUCCUCCUGUAGCAUCGCGCAUGUCAUUCUUCGAUUCCGCCGGAAUCCGGCUACAGUCUACGGUUGAAAUCGACGAAGGCACAGUGCAAAAUUUGACCUGCAUGGUAGAGGGCACCAGACCAGCAGCAACCAUCUACUGGUUUGUAGGAGAUGACCCUCAUGGUUGUGUCAGUCCAAAGUCUACAGCAGGUGACGAUUUAGUGAAUACCUCUGCUACUUUUACGAUCAUCCCUAGCCGGGUUCACCAUGGCCAGGAGUUGAAAUGCGUAGCCAACACACCCGAUUCACAGCAGCCGUUCCCGUCGGUGGCUAUUACACUUGACAUCAACGCACCUCCAACUGGUCUUACCAUGCUGGACUCAGCCGGCAGCUACCCCUCAUCUGGCGGUGUAGCAUACCUUGUAGAAGGACAGCCUCAUCAGUUCACAUGCAGUGCUCUUGACAUUGACGCGGAUGCGUCGUUCACUUGGAGGCUGGGUGGCCAGGAAAUUGCGGGCAACAGCAGCAGCGCUGCCGAGAGCUCAUCCGGUAGUUGGAGCAACCGAACAAGCAGCGUAACGAUGCUGCCUACAGAGAGCCAUCAUGGACAGAUAAUACGGUGUGAGGUGUCGAGUGAAAACAGUCCAGUGGAUAUUAGUACCAGCGUUAUGCUCCAUGUUAAAGUACUACCCAAGGUUUCGUCCAUGGUAUUGUCAGAUGCUGGUGGUGUCAGACUGUACGGUGAUGUAGAGGUGAACGAGGGUACACCGACGACGUUUUGGUGUGAGGUUCGGGGUACCAGACCAGCACCAGUUAUUGAAUGGUUUCUAAAUGAUGUCUUGCAAAGAACCAAAAGCCCAUCUUCAGGAGGAAACAGAUUGGUCAAUUCGACCGAUUCGUGGACGCUAACACCGAGCAGAUUCAAUCACAGACAAGAGUUGAAGUGUUUAGCCAGUACGGCAGAUUCAAAACAGCCAUUACCGUUUGUGACAAUUACACUAGAUGUUAAUGGUUCACCGGACUUGCCAAUAAUCAUAGGCAGCCCUUCAAUGAUUGAGAAUAUUUCAACCUUCCUGGAGUGCCAAGCGUCCAUGGGUUUCCCAUCCGACUGGUCGCUGCAUUGGUACAGUGGAGAUGAGCCGUUACCUUCCAACCAGACAGCCUCAGCGCCACAGGACGAUCGGUUUAUGUUCACUUCCUUCCUGAGGUUCACCCCAACGAGAGACAAUAAUGGUGAUACCAUUCGGUGUGUGGCGCACAAGGAGUCUUGGACCAAUACACCGGAAACUUUCUUAGGCCCCCUGGACGUGCAAUUUUGUACAAAGAUGGUCCAUAUCACUGGCUGCCCGCAACGGGUAAUGUCAGGCAGAACUGCUUCCCUCAGCUGCGCGGCCGAGACUGCCAAUCCAUCGACCAACCUGACUUGGCUGAGAGAAGAUGUGGAACAGAUGAGCCAUGCUCUGCCGGUAUUGACGGAUGGAGACUACGGAGGCCAAGUGACGACACUGGACUUCAUAACGGGUGUACUGACAAAGAAAGACAAUGGAGCUCUGUUGAAGUGUUGUGCAACCAGUUCAAUUUGCAGUGAAGUGUGUGGAGAUUGUUCAUUAAAUGUACAAUACCGUCCAUACUUCUCCGAGCCGAUCGCUACCCCACUUCGUCCGGUCGAUGAGGGCGACAACGUCAUUCUGUCCUGCAGCGCAGAAGCCAAUCCCAUGCCUUCUGGCUUCAUCACGUGGGAGAGGGUUGGGUUUCCGGACUCCCUGUCGUCUGUACACGCUCAUGGUACGAGCAUCCUCACGCUACGCAACAUCAGCAAGGACCAGGCUGGAUCAUACAGGUGUCGUGGAAACAACGGCGUACCACCCGUGGUUUAUUCAAGCCAAAUUGACGUAGCUGUUCAUUAUGAAGUAAGCUUCGCGAACAAGAAACCUGACAACCUUGUCAAAGCCAACUUAGGAGAAGAUGCCCUCCUGGUUUGCGUUGUCAAUGGAAACCCCCUCCCCAUCGUUAUAUGGGCUAAUCCACUAGGAGCCUUGAUAACAAACCAGACAGAGCCAGGCCGGAUCUUUCAGGUCGAUACAUUAGUCGGUGGGGAUGACGUAGUUGGUUACACAGUAAAGAGCAUCUUACACUUCCACGGAGUGACUGGUGAAGGAGACUACGGCUUUUACUCCUGUAGUAGUGGGAAUGGCAUGGGCAUGGUCCACACGUUAAGAAUUCAACUGAUCAAAGGAAUUCCAGAAACAACCACAUCCCCAAGUGAUCACUCCGGUGAGAUAGGCUCAACCUCCAUACCACAAGGUGACAUUCAAGUUGCUACAUUCACCACCAGGGCUCAUCAAACCUCAACAUCAACAUUAAUUGCUAGACCAGCAACUGUUUUACCAGCUGUAGAUGGUUCAACUUCAGCGUCACCAGCUGUCCCUUACAAAGCUAACGGUGUUCUGUCGAAAGACAACUUGGGCCUUGUUGCCGCUGUUGUGGUGCUGGUAGUAUUUUUGCUGAUCGUCAGUAUUGUAUUGGCCGUUGUUGUCUACCGUAAAUACAGGACGGCGAACACUGACCUGAGUGUUCGAAAGCCAAUGCUAAAAAAGUACAAACCGAAUAAAGGAAAAUUGGAUGAAGACAGCGUCACAGCAGUGGAGUUGAACGAUUUGGAUCCGGAAGAGGUCGUUACCUCGGUUGCUUGAGAAGCUGAUCGUCACCAGCUUAUAAACUUAAGUCAAAGUCAAAGUUUAAACCUAAACGAGCCGGGGGUGGAAUCCACGGGCCAAAAUAAACUGGCUCUUUUAGGGUCAAAUCCGAGUGAUGGUAUCAUUUUAUUUUCUGUUAACUUUCGUAAUUAAUCACUUUACUUCUAUGCGUACUCCUUGCAAUUUGUUUUUACUUAAACGAUGUAACUAUGAAGUGCAGCUCAACUGUAAAAUGCAAUUUCCGCGGUGCAUCUAGUGAUUUGAAUAAGUUGCUAUCUGGCUUCACGCUCACGCAGUUUGAUAGAAUCAAAUCUGCCAUGACACAAAACCAAUCAAUGUUGAGUUAAUCUGUAAAAUGCCCCAGAGGGGAAGAUGCAGCCGUUAAAUUCGGAUGCAGAACAGAUGCCUUAACCACAGAAAUAUCCCAACCUAACUGCAAAAGCCUAUAAACACGAUUCUCUUAUCAGCUUGAUUACUGAAAAAAAAAAGCAAAUUUGAUCCGUAGGUUCAUGCCAUGCAAGCUUUUUAUUGAAUGAUUACAUGUCUAUAUAUUUUAGAGGCACAUAGUAUGCAACUACACGGAGCAGCUAUACCAAAUUUGAAUGUAAUUCAUAUAUUUUUUACAUCAUAAAUGAGCACCAGAUUAAAAGAUAAACAUAUUACUUGCAAAGUUUAAAAUUGCCAGGUUGAACACAAAAAACUCUGUAACUAAUAGAAACGAUACACCUACGGGAUAAGAAAAAUAUUCUACGAGGUUCAGCGGUACUAGCCCUACUCGACUGCUAAGUCCAAACUGGACUUCGUAACGACUAGGAAAAAUAUAAAUAAAUACAGUUUGCUGCUAUUGUGCAGCCGACUGUUUUUCCCCCACAUGCCAAAAAUUAAAAAGUCUUUACUUCUGUUGAAGCACAAAUUAUUUCAGAUCCACUUAAAAGUUCACCCCUUCCCGUGUUUACUGAUUCUGCGGUAAGCUGAUGGCUACUACGCAUUUAGCUGAGCAACUCGUGUAAUUAAAGGUACUUAUGGUUUACCCUGACGUAAUGCUACUCGUUAAAGGUGCAUGGAAUUCAUCUCCGCCUUACAUAUGCGGCCAAGUAAACAUAAUCUGUAUAAUUUCCCAUGUAUGUUUCGGAAGCCUUAGUUUUAGAGCAAAUACGAAAUAUACUUUAACAAGUGUGGUCGAUUAGAAAUUCAGUACCAUACCUGUUAGCAGUACUCUCUGGGUUUUUUUGUUAAAGGUAAUCGUCGGUAGGAAGGUUGGUACUAAUGUCGGGGUAUAGAGAUAUUUUAGAGUAAACGCAUUUUUGACAAUGUGAGUAUGCCAGACCGAAAUAAACUGAGAUAUAAGGGUAAAUGACUGAUGGUUUAACAGACUCUUAAAUUUAUAGGCGACACCACACAUAGGCUGCAUAAUAGGGACGACACAAUGGUCUAACAACUAGGAACCGACCAUUUCCCGAGUGAAUGUAUUUGUGCUUUCUGAUGACCUUUACCACCUUAGAAAAAUGACCUACAUAAUAUUUACAAUUGUGACGACAUUGUCAAAAUCCUGUAUUAAGUUUUUUAGAAAGUCAAGCAUAAAACUCUGGAAGUCUCUUUAAGAAAGAUAAAGUUCCGAUUCGUUUGUGUCCUAUCGUAAAUAAAUUCAUGUCCUUAGCACUGUAUUGUUCAACCUCACAUGGCAUAGCUGGAGCGGUUUGUGCGACACUGAGUAAUAAAUGAUAUCAUAAAUGUCUAAAAUUCCA
This is a messenger RNA of Acanthaster planci (crown-of-thorns starfish), 5429 nucleotides long. RefSeq names its product nephrin-like. Gene Ontology annotation, biological process: cell-cell adhesion. Gene Ontology annotation, molecular function: cell adhesion molecule binding. The record is from RefSeq and is a predicted model, not a curated record. Gene Ontology annotation, cellular component: plasma membrane; cell-cell junction. NCBI's taxonomy places the organism in Eukaryota, Metazoa, Echinodermata, Asteroidea, Valvatida, Acanthasteridae.